Messenger RNA from Penicillium cataractarum, 1674 nucleotides. RefSeq names its product FHA domain protein. The transcript is spliced from 4 exons. The record is from RefSeq and is a predicted model, not a curated record. Gene Ontology annotation, cellular component: cell division site; mitotic spindle pole body; cytosol. Gene Ontology annotation, molecular function: protein binding; ubiquitin protein ligase activity. Lineage: Eukaryota; Fungi; Ascomycota; Eurotiomycetes; Eurotiales; Aspergillaceae. The coding region runs from base 1 to 1674 and encodes 557 amino acids. Gene Ontology annotation, biological process: protein ubiquitination; mitotic spindle assembly checkpoint signaling; ubiquitin-dependent protein catabolic process.
AUGUCUGCCUCAACCGCCACCGCCUCCGCCUCGCUCUCCGACUGUCCGCGCCCAGGGCGACUCCGUCGCUUCAGCCAGCUUCGUGCCUAUACACAAAAUCUAUCUCACUCGUCUCCCGGGCAUCGAUCGCGUAACAGUCUCAGUAGUCGAGUGCCUUGGUUAUCCCCGUCCUCGUCGGGUCCGGAGUCUCCAACGCAACAGGUGGGGAACUCCACUACUCCAGGCCCCGAAAGUGACCAACCAGCCCUGUCUCGCUACACUUCUGCACCCACUGCGAGCUCCCACGGUCUCGGCGUCGACACACAAACGUCAUCGGCCGAGUCCUCUAGGUCAACUCCUCCAAACGAGCCAGUUCAGCCUUCCCCCAAUGUCAUGGCGCGAUUAAGGAGUGCUUCGGCCGUGCAAGGUCGCCCGCCUCCCACCGAUGCGCCCGACUCGACAGGUGCGAUUCCGGCGGACGCUGCCCAGGUCACCACCGUGACCUCCAAGAAGGCAACCAUUCGAUUUUUCCCGUACCAGGACACUUUCCAGAGCUCGAGACCGUCCCUCCCUUUCGUCCCCAUUGCACGCACGUUACCCUCUGAGAGCUCCGUCAUUCGAGUUGGUCGGUACUCUGAACGCGAUGGCAUCCCAAUUCCCAACCCCACCGAGCCCUCGGACGCCCCCGUAGGCUUUAAAUCGAAGGUGGUCAGCCGGAAACACUGCGAGUUCAUCUAUAGUAAUGGCCAGUGGCACAUUAAGGAUGUCGGAAGUUCCUCUGGCACAUUUUUGAACCAUAUGCGAUUGAGUCAGCCGAAUAUGGUUUCACGUCUGUACUCGAUCAAGGAUGGCGACAUUGUGCAGCUGGGAAUUGAUUUCCGCGGUGGCGAAGAGAUGAUUUUCCGUUGUGUUCGGAUCCGAAUUGAGUGCAAUCGCUCUUGGCAGCAACAGCCGAACGAGUUCAAUAAAAACACCGAGAGUCUCAUCAAAAACCUCGGGAAAGGAGAUGGAGCCGACUAUUCUGGUUGUCGAGAGUGUUCGAUUUGCCUCGGCUCUGUUUUGCGCCCAUAUCAAUGUCUUUUUAUGGCAGCAUGUGCCCACGUUUGGCAUUACAAAUGUAUUAGUCGAUUACUGCACUCUCCCGACUAUCCCAUGUUCCAAUGUCCCAACUGUCGUGCAUUCACCGAUCUCAGCGCGGAGGUCGACGACACCAACGAUGUCGUUGAGAAUGACGAAGGCAAAGCCCCAACCGAGGCCACACCAACAAAUGAUGCUGCCGAGUCUGCUUCAGGGACGCAGCCCGCCGUAACUGCACAAGCCACGACGAACGGUGCGGAGGAGCAACAGCCGACCCCGUUGGAACCGCACACCGAAGAACCGGACUUUGUCACCGACGUUGAGAAUUUACACUUACAAGACGAUAAUGAUGAAGCAUCUGGUUCUGGAAUCGAUAUGGAGGAUGGCCGCAGCUCGGACUCCCAGGCCCCGAGUACCAGUCAUGACGACCUUGCUCGCAGCGCCACCAUCAGCAUCCCCGGAUUCCAACCUACACAGCCUCUCAACGUUCCCGCGGCUCGACAACCACAUCUUCGUGCAGACACACCCGGCCGGUCAGAGACAUCCGAUGACAAUCCUCUGACCCCACGUAACGACUCGGGCCCACUAGCCUUUGACGGGCGUGCGGGUAUGCGGUGA